GAUUGACUGAUUGGGGCUUGUGCUUGGCAUUGUUUUGGUGCUCGGUCCACAGUCUUCUCACUACUAUAUAUAAACCCCCAAUUCUCAUUCUCUCUCUCUUCUCUGUAUAAAUAAAGCAACCCAUUUUCGUUCUUUUGUGCCUAUUCUUCCCUUUUCUUUUGCAUGGCACUGUUACUGCUUCCUGUUAGCUCCUAAGACAACCCUCCCUUCAUCCCUUCAACUCUCUCUAUCUCUCCAUAUAUCUACAUCUACAUAUACACACACACACACACAUAUCUGUCUUUGUUUUGGAAUAGCCCAAUUGGGUUUUGCAUUUUGAUUGAUUUUACUGAUUGAUUUUCAUCUGGGUCUUGUUUUCUUGAUCGAAUCCUUCUUGUUGAAACCCACUCGGGCUCUGUUUUCUUGAAGGAAAAGUGGGUGUGGGUGUGUUGUGUUGAUCAUGGCAUUUGAUGGACGAUGGGAUGCUGAGAAGAUGCUUGACAUGUACAUAUAUGAUUACUUGGUGAAAAGAAACAUGCGUAAGGCUGCUGAGAUAUUCGCCAAAGAGGCUGAUGUUGAUAACGAUCCUGUUGCAAUCGAUGUGCCUCAUGCUUUCUUGACUGAAUGGUGGACAAUAUUUUGGGACAUAUAUUCUGCUGGGUUACCGACACAUACUGAGGCCAUGGGGAGGUCCUCUGUUAAGCCUACUCAAAGUAUGGAGAAUGAGCAACAGAAUAUCUGUCCUACAAUGAAUCAACAGAGGCCCAGACAGUUUCCUAUAAGUGCCGAUUUUGACAAGAUGAUGGGGCAAUCAGUGGCAGAUUUGUCGGCUUCAAAAAAUAAAUUGACUGUCUCAAAGCCAUCUUCAAGCCAUUCUAGCCACUCCUGGCAGCAAAUUUCUCAAAAGGCUCAACAGCAGACUGCAAGAGAUAAAAACCAUGUUGUUACUUUGGGAAGAAAUAUCCCUGUGGACUCUGCUUUCUAUGGAGCACCAAAAGCCAAACUUCAUGACGCUGGAAUGGAAAAAGGGGCCAAUUUGAUGCUAUUGAACGGAUGGCCUUUCACUGGAGUUGACCAAAUUUCUUCUAGAAUGGCUUACCCAGUACUAAAUUCAAUUUUACCAGUGUCAAACCAACAGCAAUAUUUUCAGACAUCAAUGGCUCAUCAUCAACAAGAACUUUUUAGUCAAGCAAUGGAAAAAACACUAGGGAAGCAAAUAUAUCCCUUUCAAGGAAACACUAACAAUUUGGGCAAUAUGAUGCUUCCUAGGAAGGACUUAAUUGGGGCAGAUGAACAAAUGAUGGUCCCAGGGAGACAUACAGCAGAGCAGCAAAUGGUUGUACCUAAGAAACAAACUGCAGAACACCAAACAAUGGCACCCAUGAGACAAACCGUAGACCAAAAUAUGAUGGCCACUGUGAGACAAAUGGCAGAGCAACAACAAAAUGAUCCGUUGGCACAGCAGAAAUUACAUGAGACUAUCAGAAAGAGGAAAAAAUUAUCAAGUUCUCAAGCUGAGAGUGCUUUGGAUGGAAAGGAUGCUGAGGUGCCAAAACCCUCAAACAACAAUAUCGAGUCUUUUUUGUCCAAUGAUGACGACAAUACUGAUAUUAUGAGCACUCAACAUCCUUCAGCUUGCAGCAUAAAUGAACAGAAUGGAUUCUCUUUUAAAACUGUUGGUUCCCUCAACUUAAGCAAAGGCAAGGUCCUCUGCUGCCAUUUUUCAUCAGAUGGGAAGUUAUUAGCUAGUGCUGGUCAUGAUAAGAAGGUCCUGCUUUGGAAGAUGAGUAAUUUUGAUUCUGUUGAUACUGCAGAAGAGCAUUCUCAUCUCAUUACAGAUGUUCGGUUUAGACCGAGUUCAAGUGUUUUUGCCACAUCUUCUUUUGAUAGAACUGUGCAAAUAUGGGACGCAAAGAAACCAAGCAAAUCACUGUGCAAGUUUGUUGGGCAUGCUGAGCAAGUAACUUCAUUGGAUUUUCACCCAAGAAAGGUGGAUCUCCUCUGUUCCUGCGAUAGUAAUGAUGAGAUCCGACUGUGGAACGUUAACAAAUGUACUUGCACACACAUCUUUAAGGGAGCUUCUAGACAAGUUAGAUUCCAGCCUCGAGUCGGGAACCUUUUGGCUACUGCUUCAGGAAACAAAAUCAGCUUAUAUGAUGUUGAGACUAACAGCCUCCAAUAUUGCUUAGAGGAACAUGUCAAAGAAGUCCGCUCGAUCUGUUGGGAUACAAGUGGGAAGUACAUUGUAUCCGUCAGUGAAGACAGUGCACGGGUGUGGUCAGUUGUGUCGGGUGGAAAAUCCACACAUGUGUUGCAUUCUAACGGCAAUAAGUUUGAAUCAUGCACAUUCCAUCCUGCAUAUUCUCAGGUCUUGGUUAUUGGUUCUUACCAGACACUUGACUUCUGGAAUCCAGCUGAGAACAACAAGACUUUGACAAUUGGUGCACACCAUGGUAUAAUCACUGCUUUAGCAGAUUCUCCUCAGACCGAAAUGAUUGCUUCGGCAAGUCAUGACGGAGUUGUGACAUUAUGGCGAUAACAAACGGUUGCUCGCUCUGCCUGUACAUAUGGACGAUUUGGCAUUUUACAGGUUUUGAACACAAGACAGCAAAAUGGUAAGGCUCCGAAAGUUGCAUCAGCGGGAAUAAAAGCCAUUGCUGAGGAUACACCUUUUGUCAUAGCUUAUAGAAGAAAUAGUACACAUACAUACAUAUAUACAUGGGACUUGGUGAUCAAAUAUUGCAGUGUUAGAACUUUUUUUUUUUUGGGGGGGG
This is a messenger RNA of Camellia sinensis, 2753 nucleotides long. Its product is annotated as transcriptional corepressor LEUNIG_HOMOLOG. Lineage: Eukaryota; Viridiplantae; Streptophyta; Magnoliopsida; Ericales; Theaceae. Gene Ontology annotation, molecular function: protein binding; transcription corepressor activity. The record is from RefSeq and is a predicted model, not a curated record.